AUGAGUGAUAGUGCACGAACUCAUGAUAGCCAUAGUGAGAAAGGUACGUUUAGCGUCUUACCGUUCUGCUCUGUUCAUUAUCCUUCGGGUUUUACACUUUUCAUUUUGGCAGUUCACAAAAAUUUGGUCCAACGUGAUUGCAAUCUGAACUUCAACCAAUGCCAUUAUUCAACUGAAUUCCAAGCUGCACCGAUGAGAUAUCAAUUUCGGCCGCCGACGCAUCUCCAAUAUCUGCUUCAAUUCCAGCUUUCGGCACCAUUCCAGUAUCCGCCUCCGGUAUUGCAAGCGGUUAUGUUCCAGAAUCCACAACUGCUCCAGUGUCCGCCUUCCAUUCAUCAGCCACAAUAUAACAUUAAAGUAACGGAUCAGCUAGUCACGAACAUUCAAGCUCAACAGCAAAUACCACGUGAUUUGCAUUUUAAUGUAGCCAUUAUGAUGUCACAAGACAAAUCGUACGAGGUCAAUCCACUUGCUCCAUGCAACUGCCGAUGUCCCACCGACCCUCCACCACUUUACGCUAGAAAAGGAAAACGUCAGUUGUAA
Messenger RNA from Caenorhabditis bovis, 543 nucleotides. NCBI's taxonomy places the organism in Eukaryota, Metazoa, Nematoda, Chromadorea, Rhabditida, Rhabditidae. The record is from the annotation of a GenBank genome assembly.